AUGCCUCCUCCACCCCAGUUCAAACCGGAGAAUGCUCUCAAACGAGCCCAGGAGCUGAUCGGAGUCGGCCAGCAGCAGGCGGCGCUCUCGGUCCUCCACGAGCAUGUCACGUCGAAGCGGACGCGCAACAGCACCAUCGCGGCCUUGGAGCCGGUGAUGCUGCUGUUCGUCGAGCUGUGCGUGGAUCUCAGGAAGGGCAAGUCGGCGAAGGAUGGGCUUUACAACUACAAGAACACCAGCCAGAACACCAACGUCGCUACCAUUGAGACUGUGUUCAGGAGGUUCAUCGAGUUGGCGGAGAAGAAGGUUCAGGAUGCGCAGCAGAAGGCUGAUGAGAUCACGACGCAGGGCGAGUCUACUGAUGCUACCCUCGCCAAUGUGGGAGAUCUCGAGGCCAUGGAGACGCCAGAGUCGAUCCUGUUGGCGACCGUUUCUGGAGAGCAAACCAAAGACCGCACCGACCGGGCCAUUGUGACACCAUGGCUCAAAUUUCUGUGGGAGACUUACCGCACGGUCCUGGACAUUUUCAAGAACAAUGCUCGUCUCGAGGAGAUGUAUCAGCGGACUGCUCACCAGGCAUUUCAGUUCUGCCAGAAGUACACGCGCAAGACUGAGUUCAGGAGAUUGUGCGAGCUGCUUCGCAAUCAUCUGCAGAAUGCCGCCAAGUACUCGCAGCAGGUGCACGCCAUCAACCUCAGCGACCCUGAUACCCUUCAGCGCCAUCUCGAUACCCGCUUCAUGCAGCUCAACGUCGCCGUCGAACUCGAGCUAUGGCAAGAGGCCUUCAAGAGUGUUGAGGACAUCCACACCCUCCUCAGUUUGUCGAAGAAGCAGCCUCGUAACGCCAUGAUGGCCAACUACUUCGAGAAGCUUACGCGCAUCUUCCUCGUUAGCGAGAACUAUCUCUUCCACGCCGCAGCAUGGAGCCGGUACUACAACCUACUACAGGUCUCAGCUCGCGCUGUUGCUUCCGGCGCUACCUCCCGCAAAGACAACCCAAGCAACAUCACUGAUGCCGACCUGUCCAAGGCUGCCUCAUAUGUCCUGCUCUCCGCUCUCGCAAUCCCGGUUAUUAGCACCACCCGGUCUCGCGGCGCGCUCUUCGAUGUCGAUGCCACUCGCAACAACAAGAAUGUGCGCUUGACGAACCUCCUGGGUAUGAACUCGCCACCUACCCGCUCUAUCCUCUUCAAGGAUUUACUCAGCAAGGACAUCCUGCAACGCGCCCGCCCUGAGAUUCGCCAGCUCUACAACAUCCUCGAGACCGACUUCCACCCCAAGGUCAUCUGCGCCAAGGUGUCGCCUAUCCUGUCUCAGAUCGGCGCCGAUGAAGAGAUGAAGAAGUACGUGCUGCCGCUUCAGCAGGUCAUCCUCACCCGCCUUUUCCAGCAGCUGUCCCAAGUCUACACCGACGUCAAGCUCGAUGAUGUGCUUGCGCUUGCGCAGUUCCCAGACCCAUUCCAGGUGUCUGCAUCAAUGAUCGAGAAGUUCAUCAUGAAUGGCUGCAAGAAGGGUGACUUGUCCAUUCGGAUCGACCAUGCGACCGGCGUCCUCACUUUCGACUCCGACGUCUUCUCUUCCUCCAAGGCUGCCCACGCAGGCUCUGGCGGUGGUUCAGCAGAUGCCGAGUCUGGUGCUGUCCAGCGUCUGCAGAGCACGCCGGCCGAGAUUGUCCGCACUCAGCUAUCACGCCUCGCGAAGUCGCUUUACGUCGCUGUGCAGUACGUCGAUCCGGCUUUCAACGAAGACCGACAGAAGAUGAGGCUCGCGGCAAUGAAGCGUGCCGAGGCUGGCGCAGAGAAAGAGCAUGCCGAUCUGCUUGCAAGACGUGAGGUCAUCCAAAAGAAGAAGGAGAACUUGCAGUCAGCACAGGCUGCUCGGCAGCGUGAUGAGGAGCACAAGAGGAAGGUCAGACAGCAGGAACUGCAGGCUGCUGAGGCAGAGCGGUUGGCCGAGGAGACCAAGGAGCGCGAACGUCGCCGCAUGGAAGCUGAGCGCAAGAAGGUCCAGCGUGAGGAAGCUGAGAAGCAGCUGAAGGAGUUGAAGAAGGGCGUGAAGGGCGUGGACAUCUCCAGCCUGGACAUCGAUGAGCUCGACAGCGGCCGCAUCCGUUUGCUCAAGCUCCAGGCUUUGGAGCGCGAGAAGAACGAGAUGGGUGAGAAGGUCCGUAUUACCGCCAAGCGCAUCGACCAUCUGGAGCGCGCAUACCGCCGCGAGGAGAUCAAGCACCUGGCCGACGACUACGCUGCCCAACGUGACCGAGAUCUGAAGGCGUACGAGACGAGCAAGGCGGAGACAAUGGCAAACGCGGAGCAGAAGCACAAGGAAGACGUGUCCCUCAAGCACCGCCUCAGCAGGCUCGUACCUACGUACGAAAGCUUCAAGCGCGAAAUCACCGACGCACGCCACGCCGACUUUGAGAAGCGCCGCAAAGCUGCUGAGCGCGAACUGAACCAGAAGAUGGAGCAGCGUCGUCGUGAAGUCCGCGAGCAACGCGCGGCUGAGAAGAGGAGGGCCGAAGAAGAGGAGCGACAGCGUCGUGAGGAAGAGGAGAGGCUUGCACGCGAGGAAGAGGAGGCUGCACGCGCGGCCGAGGAGAAACAGCGCAAGGAUGCGGAGGCCAAGGCUGACGCAGAGCGCCGCCGUGCUGAGCGUGCUGAGGCAGCGAGGAAGCAGAUGGAGCGUGAGGAAGAAGCUGAGAAGAGACGAUUGGAGAGGAAGCAGGCAGAGCGUGGAGGUGCACCACCCAGCAGGUUCGGUGGUGGAGGUGAGCGUCCGUCGAUGGACGGUGCGCGCCGUCCAGAGCCCGUCACGGCAGACUCAGGUGAGAGGACUGCUCCCCGCCUCAACCUUGCUGGCGCGAGUGGUGGCAGGCCAAGCUGGCGUGAACGUGAGGCUGCCCGUUCCUCUCCGCAACCACAAGCCGAAGCCCAAGCUCCACCACCACCACCACCAUCGGCUCCCGUCGCCGACGAGCGUGUCGCUACAGACAAUGCCGCGCUGCCGAACAAGUCAGGUGGUUACAUCCCGCCGGCGCUCCGCGCGAAGCAAGCCGCGGCCGGCGAGAGCAUGCCACCGCGAUCCGAAUCCCGCGAUGGAGGCGACAGAUGGCAGAGGCGUGGACCACCGUCGGGUCCCGAGAGGAGCGAGAGCCCUGCUGCGCCGCCGUCGUCGUCGGGUGGAGCUUAUCGCCCACCGGGUGCGAGGAGCGGGGGUGCUUACAGGCCGCCUGGUGCUAGGUAA
Messenger RNA from Saxophila tyrrhenica, 3243 nucleotides. RefSeq names its product eukaryotic translation initiation factor 3 subunit A (gene TIF32). The transcript has a single exon. Gene Ontology annotation, cellular component: multi-eIF complex; eukaryotic translation initiation factor 3 complex, eIF3m; eukaryotic translation initiation factor 3 complex, eIF3e. The record is from RefSeq and is a predicted model, not a curated record. Lineage: Eukaryota; Fungi; Ascomycota; Dothideomycetes; Mycosphaerellales; Extremaceae. Bases 1 to 3243 code for a protein of 1080 amino acids. Gene Ontology annotation, biological process: translation reinitiation; formation of cytoplasmic translation initiation complex. Gene Ontology annotation, molecular function: translation initiation factor activity; mRNA binding.